This is a messenger RNA of Dictyostelium purpureum, 3072 nucleotides long. RefSeq lists its product as uncharacterized. NCBI's taxonomy places the organism in Eukaryota, Evosea, Eumycetozoa, Dictyosteliales, Dictyosteliaceae. The transcript is spliced from 2 exons. The record is from RefSeq and is a predicted model, not a curated record. Gene Ontology annotation, biological process: mitotic DNA replication checkpoint signaling; DNA repair; DNA damage checkpoint signaling. The coding region runs from base 1 to 3072 and encodes 1023 amino acids. Gene Ontology annotation, molecular function: chromatin binding.
AUGAAAAGUAGUGAUAUUUCUAAAAAAGAUAAAAGAGAUGAUAGCAUCUCUUUAACAAAUAAUAAUAAUAAUAGUAAUAGUCAUAAUAAUAGCAUUAGACCAACAAAUAGAGUAGCAUCGCAAAAAAGAAAUAUAAAUAAUUUAAGCGAUGAAAUUGAAGAUAUCGAAGAAUGUGAAGAGGUUGUAUUUAAAUCGUCAAUGAUGAAGUCUUCAAGAAAUUCAUUUAUGUCCCAAUCUUCACCCAAUUCUUUUACAAUAAAAAAUCAAUACACACCACAAAGUAUUAACAAUACAAAUGGGAUUUCAAAUAAAAAGAUAAGACCAAGUCAUUCUCAAUCACCCACAUCGAUAUUCAGCCAUUCACAAUCACCAAGCACCUCUUCUUCACCAAAAUGUACAUCACCAAAUUCAUCCUCAACAAGUAUUACCUUUUCCCCAGCGUCACAUAGCAUAGCUUCAAAAAUUAUGGAUAGUAACGACGAGGAGUCCGACAAAUUUUAUUGCAUUUACGGAGAAAAGUGCACAGAUAAAUCAGAAAGUCAUUUAAUGGAGUAUUCACAUAAAAAGAAAAGAUCAUCUCUAUCGGCUUCAUCCUCAUCACAAUCACCCUCAAACAUCACAACUGCUUCAGCAUUAUCAUCAUCAACUAAAAUAUAUAAUAGCAUUGUAGGCAAUCUAUCAAAUAAAAAACAAUUAAAUCACAGUAAUAAUAGUGAUAUAAUAAAUAAUGCAAUAAUAAUCAAAAAAAAAGAAAAAACUGAAGAGGAAAAAGAAAAAGAAAGAAUUCUGCUAGAGGAAGAGGAGAUAUUGGGAUUCAGUGGUUUUGAAAAUUUAAUUAAAGUGUCACCAACUGUUGUUGAUAUCGAGGCUAAAUCAAUAACGAUAUCAAGCCCAACCACAGUGCCAACAUCAAUCUCAACCACUACUACCACAACUUCAGCCUCUCCAGCAAGCUCAACAAAAAACAUAACAUCACCACCUACAGAAAUCGACGAUACCGUUGUAAAACUUUCAAAGCCAUUUAAACCAAAGAAAACAAAAGAAAAACCAAUUAAAGAUGAAGAUAUUUUUGAUGAUAUUGAAAUUGAUUUUAAUGAAACCUUUACAAGUAGUGGUAGCACAAAUAAUUUAAAAAAUUUUUAUAAUGGCACUAAUAAUAAUAAUAAUAAUUUACCAAGACAAAACUCAUUUAAAUCAGCCAUAAAUGGUAGAGUAUCACCUAAAAACAAUAAUAAUAAUAUCGAUGAUAAGAAUAAAAUGUUUAUUGAUAAACAUAUACCAAUUAGUGAGGGGGAACUCGUUGUACAUAAAACUAGAGUUGAUAGGGUUAAAAUUUGGUUCCAAGAUAGAUUAAAAGAAUUAAAUUCAAGUUAUCCAUUGAGUGAAAAGUUAUUAUUUUUAACAGGGCCAACAGGUGUUGGGAAAUCAACAUUGGUUAGGGUAUUGUCAAAGACGAUGGAUUUUGAAAUUGUCGAAUGGAUUAACCCACCAAUAGUGGUUACAAAGAAUUUUGAUGAUAAUCUUUCAACACCAUAUUCAUCAACAAUUUCCGAAUUUAAAAAGUGGGUAAAAUAUAAUAGUCAAGGGUUUUCAAUGUUUAGCACCAAUAUAAACAAAGUAUUAUUUAUUGAAGAUAUACCCAACGUUACAAAUGAAAAUAGACUAGAAUUUUUAAAAAUUUUCGAAAAUUUUUUAGAGAAUUCAUUAUUUCCGAUGGUUUUUGUAUUAUCAGACUCAUUCACCGGUAAUAGUGGUCUUUAUCAGUUAUUUCCAAACUCGUUCAUUUCAAAUAAUAGAAACAUAUUUCAUAUACAAUUCAAUCCAGUUGCUCCAAGUUAUCUUAGAAAGUUAUUACAAAAAAUUGCAGUUGAGGAGGGUUACGGUAAUGCAGUUUCUCAGUCUCAAUUGAAUUCUUUUGUAGAUGAAAGUGCCGGCGAUAUAAGAGCUGCUAUCUUUUCUUUAGAAUUUUUCUGUGUCGGUAGAAAGCACGAAAAUCCUCAAACCUCAAAAUUAAAAAAACCAAGAAAACAACAACCUACAUCGAACCACACAACAGAGGAUGAAUCUAAAGUUAACGGUGUACUCCCAAGGAACCGUGAUUCCAUUUUGACAUUAUUUCAUUCAAUUGGUAAAAUAUUGUACAAUAAAAGAAUAGCCAAUUCAAAUCCAUAUGUUCAAGGGGAAACUUGGUAUAAAGAAAAGUUUCAUAGGGAGACACCAGAAAAUGUGGUGGAGGAGGUAUUUGAAAAUAGUCAUAUUGACUACAAUACUUUUAUCAACUUUGUGCAUGAAAAUUAUCCAACAUUCUAUUCAUCAAUCGACGAAGCCUCUCAAUCACUAGAAUAUCUUUGCAACAGUGAUAUUUUCGACUCAAAUAAGCAUAAUCAACAUAUUUCUCUUUCAAGCUAUAACGAUAUGCUACCGAAAAGUUCAAUUUCAGUUUCGCUAAGAGGUUUCACCUUUUCACAUACCCAGAGUACACCACGACAGUUUUUUCAUUUUAUUAAACCAAGAAUUAACGAGCCGACAAACCAAUCACAUCAAUACCAACAAUUAUUUACCGAUUGUAUAUCGACCAGAGUUCAACAAUCAGGUUUAAAUAAUCUUAGUGGUUUCCAAGAAAUACCCAGAUCGAUACUACAAAAAUCACCAUUGUUUUUGGAAGUUUUGCCAACAAUGAACUCUAUAAACAAAUCAUUAAAAUAUAAUAAUGGUAAAAAUAGUAAUACCUAUCGGAAUCAAUUCCAACAACAACAAAGUAUAACUACUCAAAUUAUGAAAUUUGACCAUAAACUUUUAUUAGAUUUCUGUACAUUUAAAAACAACUACUCAUUAAGUCAAUAUAAUUUUUCAAAAGAUAAUCAAGUUGAUCAGAAAUUUGUUUCAAUUGGUUUAAAUGACGAACAAGAUGAAAAUAAUUAUGAUAAUCAACAAAAUCAACAACACAACAACGACCAAAGUGAUAAUAAUGAUAAUGAUAAUGAUAAUAAUAAUAAUAAUAAUAAUAAUAAGAUUGUAUCUUUUUAUGGUAAUAACGAAGUGUUAAAAUAUGAUGAUAUAGUAGACGAUUAA